CCCGGCAGAAGAUUAUUUUUCUUUUGAUCGUAUCUCGCCUUUUCUGUGCAGUCUAUCACCCUUUCAAUAUGGAGGCCCCAACAACCCAACACCACGACCGCCAGGUCGAGGAAAACCAAACCCCUACUGACGCUCAACUCGUUCCUGUUCGACGUCCACAAGAUCACUCGCGAGUAUCAUGGCUUACGAAAAUUGGGCUCGCUGCUGGUGCGGCUCUAUCAAUCGCCACUGGUAGUCUGUUCUCGCGCGACACAAUUGAGCCCACGGACUACGCGGCGCGAACCCGCGACGUUCUCAGCAAGGUCCCACUUAUCGACGGGCACAACGACUUGCCAUAUCUGAUCCGAAAUGAGCUGAAGUAUCAGAUCUAUAAUGAUCGAUUCACGUUUAAUACAGGGCUUUUGAGUCAAACCGACCGUAAAAAAUUGCGUGAGGGUUUGGUCGGUGGGCAGUUCUGGAGCGUGUACAUCCAUUGUCCGGAUCCAAAUGAGAAGCUGGAGUUGGAUGACCCGACGUGGGUUGUCCGAGAUACACUUGAACAAAUCGACAUAACGAAACGAUUCGUCGCCGAGUACCCAGAGACGUUUCAGUACUGCGAUAAUUCGACUUGUGCCCGCGAAGCUUUCAAUAAUGGCAGGAUUGGAAGCUAUAUCGGCAUUGAAGGCGGGCAUCAAGUCGGAAACUCACUUGCUGCGCUGCGGAUGUUCUACGAGCUAGGAGCUCGGUAUAUCACGACGACACAUAAUUGCGAUAAUGUUUUCGCUACCGCAGCCAGCACAGUUGCUGCAGGGGGUGAAGACGCAGGUCUCACUCCGUUUGGCCGGCAAUAUAUUGCCGAGAUGAAUCGACUCGGUAUGAUGAUUGACCUGUCUCAUGUGUCCCACCAGACAAUGCGCGAUAUACUCGACAUAACAAAAGCACCAAUCAUCUUCUCGCACUCGGGUGCUCACGGAAUUUCAAAAUCCCUUCGCUUCGCACCAGAUGAUGUUCUUCGCCGCACAGCCGAGAAUGGUGGGAUCAUCAUGAUAACCUUCGUUAUCCGCUUCCUGCGCCCCGACGAUCCCUCUGCUGCAACAAUCCACGACGUAGUGGAUCACAUCUGGCACGUUGCUCAGGUUGCCGGGUGGGAUCAUGUGGGUGUGGGCUCAGAUUUCGAUGGAACGCCUGCGACACCGGUUGGACUGGAAGACGUGUCGAAGUAUCCCAGGCUAGUCGAGCUGCUUAUGGAGAGAGGAGCGACGGAUGAGCAAAUCAAGAAGUUUGCGGGAGAAAACAUACUCCGUGUAUGGAAGGAGGUCGAGGAUGUUGCAAGAAGGUUGCAAACUAAGGGAGCGAAGCCGAACGAGGCGUAUUGGGAUGGGAGGAAGUGGGUUAGGGAUGAGAUAAACAUGCCCAGGAUGUUCCGAGACUCGAUUGGCAGGAGGGUACCUAGCUUUUCUGGCAAGCCAUAG
Molecule: messenger RNA, 1451 nt
Organism: Aspergillus calidoustus
Lineage: Eukaryota; Fungi; Ascomycota; Eurotiomycetes; Eurotiales; Aspergillaceae
Source: the annotation of a GenBank genome assembly